AUGGUAGUGAUGAUGGUAUCAAAGGGUAGUGAAAAUGAUAGUGAUGAUGUUAACCUAGCUGACGCUGGGGAAACCAAUUGGGAUGUUCUCAACAUAUUCAACAACGACUUUAGUGGCGAUGGUACCUACUACGGUGAGGGUACGGGAGGGACGUGCCAGUACUCCACCCCACUCCCUCCUGCCGCAACUGACCCCAAAAUAGGGGCGCUAGUUGCCCUCAACAGACCCCAGUUUCUAGACUCUCUUACCUGUGGUAUGUGUCUACGUGUAACAGGAAGUGGGAAUGGUUUGGGCAACAGCCCUAUCACAGGCAGCUUUAUUGUAUUUGUCAAAGACCUGUGUCCAGAAUGCAAAGAAGGAGAUGUAGACCUGGCGCUUAACGGAGACGGUCGGUGGGAUGUGACCAUUCGUGCUGUCCAGUGUCCUGUUGGUGCCUCCACUAUACAGUACACCUUCCAGGGAAGUAACCCGUGGUAUCUCAAACUCCAAAUCAGAAACGCCAGAAUCCCCAUAACGGGGGUCCAGGUACGUAGAUCUGACCAGUGGGUCACCAUGAACCACAGUGCCGACGGUUAUUGGAUACUAAGUGACGGUGUUCCAAUGCCAGAUGGUCAGUUUGACAUUCGUCUCACGGCUGCCAACGGACAGGAUCUCUACGACGCGGUGCCUGGGAUUGGUGAGUCAAGUAAAUUGGGUUUAUAAAUGAAGAUGACAUCG
Molecule: messenger RNA, 717 nt
Organism: Physella acuta
Lineage: Eukaryota; Metazoa; Mollusca; Gastropoda; Physidae
Product: expansin-YoaJ-like
Source: RefSeq, a predicted model, not a curated record